Ceratosolen solmsi marchali is the source of this 2098-nucleotide messenger RNA. Its product is annotated as endoplasmic reticulum-Golgi intermediate compartment protein 2. Bases 882 to 2066 code for a protein of 394 amino acids. Gene Ontology annotation, biological process: retrograde vesicle-mediated transport, Golgi to endoplasmic reticulum; endoplasmic reticulum to Golgi vesicle-mediated transport. The transcript has 5 exons. The record is from RefSeq and is a predicted model, not a curated record. NCBI's taxonomy places the organism in Eukaryota, Metazoa, Arthropoda, Insecta, Hymenoptera, Agaonidae. Gene Ontology annotation, cellular component: endoplasmic reticulum; COPII-coated ER to Golgi transport vesicle; membrane.
AAUCAUUGUUCAUUUGCGCAUAGAUAUCGUAAUUGGCCAUUACAUUAGAUCGAAUUGAAUUAACCGCAUAAAAAUAAACAAAUCUAUUCGAAUAUCCGGGCCGCAUAUAAUUUAUACCCAACGACGAUUUAGAGCGAUUGUUCCCAAUUGGUUGUGCUUGCAAUUGCUAAGGCUCUUAUGCAAUUUCCUCUGGAUGCUUAAAAGCGUCGAGAGCAGCGAGCAAACGUAACCUCGAAAAAAAUUGUUUUGCUUGGGAAUUCGUAUGUGCGUAGGCGUUUGGAGUUCGUAGCGAGUAAUGUUGUUUAAAGCGAUCGUUAAAAGUGACGUCAAGGGAGAUAAGAAUAAGCCAGCAUAAGCGUACACGUAGAAUAAAAUGUCAUGAGCUGGCACGAAAUAAACAUUCGUUUCAACCUUAACGUUUGCGGGGAAAAAGAGUGGAUUGUGCCGGUGAACGGUGCACUCCCUAUAAACACUUAUUACAAAGCCUUGCUUUUACAUUAAUUUAUUACGGCACCUGUGAGUCACGCUACCUGUUUACUAUUUUUGAAGAUUUUUUUUUCUCAUAUUUAUGAUUAUCGAAUGGCAAUUAGUCGGCUUACUUAAUAAGAGUUACCAUAACCUUCCGUUUUGCCCCAAGAACUAUUUGCUUAUACCAAUAACGAGCAUGAAGAUAGUUAAGCAUUAUAAAUGCGAGAGCGUUAGCUUAUACAAUAAGAUACAGUGCUCUCUUGAUGAUAUUUUGUAUAUAUUUACUAUAAAUGCUUAUCAUUUAUAUUAAGACAGAACAGUAUUCGUACGAAUGCGCAUUGUAUCAAGCAUGCUCGCAGCUUUGUAAUACCUUUACAAUUUUUACAGCUAUAAAUAAAUUUUAACGUUGUCCAAUGAUGCUACGUAAAAGGAAUAUUAAUAUUAAGGUUGUAAAAGAGCUCGAUGCAUUUCCUAAAAUACCAGAAGACUAUAGGAAACAAUCGGCUGUCGGUGGAGCAUUUUCGCUGGCAAGCUUUUGUAUAAUAAUAUAUCUCAUUUAUGCCGAAACAUCUUACUUUCUAGACAGUAGAUUAGAAUUUAAAUUCGAACCGGAUACAGAGUAUAACAGUCGAUUACAGAUGAACAUUGAUGUAACGGUAGCAAUGCCGUGCUCGCAAAUUGGUGCCGACGUUGUAGAUUCUACAAAUCAAAAUUUAAUGACAUUGGACACUCUGCGCGAAGAGGACACGUGGUGGGACUUAACGCCCGAUCAGCGUGCUCAUUUUGAAGCUCUGAAGCACAUGAAUUCUUAUUUCAGAGAAGAAUAUCAUGCCAUUCACGAAUUGUUAUGGAAAUCCAACCAACUAACAUUUUCUAACGUAAUGCCAAAGAGAACUUACACACCCUCCUACCCACCAAACGCAUGUCGAAUUUACGGAACUUUAAACAUAAAUAAGGUUGCCGGAAACUUUCAUGUGACCUGUGGCAAGUCAUUAACGCUCCCCCGAGGACAUGUUCAUAUUUCAGCAUUCAUGCCCGAGCGAGAAUAUAACUUCACGCAUAGGAUCAAUCGCUUCUCAUUUGGUAAACCUAGUCCAGGAAUUAUUCAUCCACUGGAGGGUGAGGAGAAAGUCACAACUGAAAAUGCAGUGCUCUUUCAAUAUUUCAUCGAAGUUGUAUCUACUGAUAUAAAUAUGUUAAUGUACAAGUCAAAAACAUAUCAGUACAGUGUCCAGGAUCACGAAGUGAAAGCUAAAUUACGGAAAGGUUCGCAUGCAAUAAGUGGAAUAUUUUUUAAUUAUGACACCAGUGCAUUGAAAAUUAAGGUGAUACAAGAGCGCGACUCUAUUUGCCAAUUUUUAGUCAAAUUGUGUGCAUCUAUUGGUUGCAUUUUUGUAACGAACGGUUUAUUGAACAACAUGGUACAAAAUUUUUGGACAAUAUUUUCUUAUAAAUUUUUCCAAAAUCAGGAAGAUAAAUCUCAUCAGAAAAUCACUGUAAACAAUAAAGCCAAUCAGAAAAUAAAAUCUAUUAAUUUAGUGAACGUAUUUACACCAUCGAGCGUUGAUAAUGUUAAUAUAAUAUCAAAACCACAAUGAAAUUAAGAUAAUCUCAUCCAAUAUUGGAAUAA